AUGGCAUUCAAAUUCGUAGCUGUAUUCGCCCUCCUUGCCGUUGCCAAUGCCGGCUUCAUCUCUAGCCCUCAGGUGUAUCAUGCUGCCCCCGCUGCUGCUGCUGUUGUCAAGACCGUUGCUCCCGUCUUGACUAAGGCUGUCGAAGAAUACGAUCCUCAUCCCCAGUACAAAUUCGGCUAUGAUGUCCAAGAUUCCAUUUCCGGUGACUCCAAGACCCAGGUUGAGGAACGUGAUGGUGAUGUAGUGCGCGGUGAAUAUUCCUUGAACGAUUCUGAUGGUUUCAGACGUACCGUCCAGUAUACUGCCGAUCCCAUCAACGGUUUCAAUGCUGUUGUGCGUCGUGAACCUUUGGUUGCCAAAACCAUUGUCAAGGCUGUUGCCCCAGUAGCUCCAGCUUACUAUGCUCACCACCAUUAA
This is a messenger RNA of Musca domestica (house fly), 417 nucleotides long. RefSeq names its product larval cuticle protein A2B-like. Lineage: Eukaryota; Metazoa; Arthropoda; Insecta; Diptera; Muscidae. The transcript is spliced from 3 exons. Gene Ontology annotation, cellular component: extracellular matrix. The coding region runs from base 1 to 417 and encodes 138 amino acids. The record is from RefSeq and is a predicted model, not a curated record.